ACUAGAGUGCGUGCCUUCGCACGCGCUGACCUGCACUGCUUUUCAACACCCUAGUCAGUUGUACAGAAAAAAGUGAACCAUGAUUAAAUCAUUAUUCCACACAAAAAGAGUGCAUAGAUGUUCUAUGCUCAGGAGAGAUCCCGAAUCAUGGCAUCGGGCUAUGUCAAGAAACAAAUAGGAAAAUGGGGAGCAGAAAGAGGACAUCAGGACAGCGACUUGGGGGGGGACAAGUGUACAAAUGAGGAUAAGACAAGCGCACUGAAAAUUGGUCAAUACGCCCAUGUGGCAGGGCAAGCGGGGGUGCAGCAGCAGUGGGGGGGUUGGACCAAGAGCUGCGCAGUUGGGCAUGUGUCUGCUGCAUCCCUUCAAGAAUGGGCCGCAUCGCAGGCUGACAUGCCAAUUCAUGAGUACGACACACCUAGCACGACGAGUAAGGCAGGUAGGGGUGCAGAUACAAGUAAGGGGAAUUUUGGCCAGUGCACGCUCUUCUGGGGAAAACCACCUCUCUCAUUGAGGAGAAUGGAGUGGAACCUGACAGCAAUCGCAUGCAUACCAAAGCUGGAAAAGGCACUCUUUGCUGCACUGGGUGGACCCACAGACUCAAGGGGCUUGGGCCCAAAAGGAGGUGAUGAUGGUCAUGGGAAAGCGCAGACAUGCAAGCAUGAGGGGCUCUGUCUAAUGAACAUCAUGCUCACUUUGCUUGCAGUCUCGACUUCUCUCAUUGCUAUCAUUUCACCUCCAAUCUUCUUGUUCCGCCGACUCUUCAUCAACCCAGCCCUCAUACUAGAAGCACUCUUCCACACUGCCUUUACUUAA
This is a messenger RNA of Cantharellus anzutake, 816 nucleotides long. RefSeq lists its product as uncharacterized. The record is from RefSeq and is a predicted model, not a curated record. The transcript is spliced from 7 exons. Lineage: Eukaryota; Fungi; Basidiomycota; Agaricomycetes; Cantharellales; Hydnaceae. Bases 118 to 816 code for a protein of 232 amino acids.